This is a messenger RNA of Cutaneotrichosporon cavernicola, 1299 nucleotides long. RefSeq lists its product as uncharacterized. The record is from RefSeq and is a predicted model, not a curated record. The transcript is spliced from 2 exons. The coding region runs from base 1 to 1299 and encodes 432 amino acids. Lineage: Eukaryota; Fungi; Basidiomycota; Tremellomycetes; Trichosporonales; Trichosporonaceae.
AUGGACACGGAUGCGUUGCCGCGCUGGCUUCCCAGUCACCUGCAACAGCGUCGAUCCUCUGGCUCCGCCAUUACCAGCCCCGACGACAUGCCGCCCACCCCGUCUCGACCCUUCAACGCGCGGCUGCAGGGGCGCCCCCUGCCGGGUGCGCUGCUUGCGACGCUCAUCAGCGAGUCAUCACCGCUCGAGCACGAGAUGCGCUCCGAGGCGCGCCUCCAACGCCUGCUCAGCUCACACCCGUCAUCGAUGGCCCUCACGCCUCGACAGCGGCGUACAAUGCGCAUGUCGCGCGGCCGCUUCCCCGAGAUGGUCGGUGAUGACGAUGACGACGACGACAUGCCCAGCGGGCUGGGUAGCCGUUGGUGUGCAGGCUCCAGCGACUCGGACAGUGACGACAUGUUGGAGGACGACUGGCCACCAAACAACCAACCCGCACAGGGUGCUAGUGCUGUUAACUCAGCAUUCGCGAGCGUUAUGGACCUCGACCGGCCGUCAAGCGGUGGCAGCUCGGUCUUGCACUCCAACUCGGGGAAAAGCACACCGGGAGGCGCGCGCAACGGCAGCGGACCGAAGGGACGCGUCAUUGCGCCGUCGCCGGGUACCAGUCUCUUGUUACCCACAGCCUUCGGCGGCCUCGGUAUGGGCAACACCGGCUCUGCGACACCACUCGGCUCGCCAACGGCAGAGAAGGGCGAGUUCGCGCCGAGCCCCAGUGCGAGCGCUGUGGCAAGCCCAGGCAUGAUGCAAUACCGGGACCCUCCCAACAGUAUCCGCUCUGGCAAGCGCAAGGCUGGGACAGAGGAGCGGUUCGACCCGUAUAAACGCCCGCGCGGCUCGUCGCCGUCGCCAUUCCAAAACGUUGCGCUGUCGCCGUCCAAGCCGAUGGCAAUACCCAUCCCCUCGUCGCCAUCGCAUGCGCCAGUGCUUCCGUCCUCCCUUGCCCUCUCGUCACCAGGUUACUUAAACCUCGGAGCGACGCGGCCCCUUAAACCCGCACACCCCUACACGCGUCCGAUGACCUCAAGGUCGCGUGCAGCCUCGCCGGCGCUGAGCAUUGGCAGCACGUCGGGCGUACUCUCAACGUCGCUGGGCAACAAUGGCCUCACCAAGGAUGGUAAGCCGAUGGUUGGCCCAUUCAUUGCAUCUGGCCCUGGCGCGAAGGAGGCUGCCAACGCUGCAAUCGACGCGGGUGCGGCGCCUGGCCAAUUGGGGACCAUGGAGAUGCUGUCGCUUCGCGCCCAGCAGAUCUCAUACGACGGCGAAAGGACGAACGACGUUGACAGGAUGGAGGAGGAUUAG